This is a messenger RNA of Trifolium pratense (red clover), 771 nucleotides long. RefSeq names its product E3 ubiquitin-protein ligase RSL1-like. The transcript has a single exon. The coding region runs from base 1 to 771 and encodes 256 amino acids. Gene Ontology annotation, biological process: protein polyubiquitination; positive regulation of proteasomal ubiquitin-dependent protein catabolic process; ubiquitin-dependent protein catabolic process. The record is from RefSeq and is a predicted model, not a curated record. NCBI's taxonomy places the organism in Eukaryota, Viridiplantae, Streptophyta, Magnoliopsida, Fabales, Fabaceae. Gene Ontology annotation, molecular function: zinc ion binding; ubiquitin protein ligase activity; ubiquitin conjugating enzyme binding. Gene Ontology annotation, cellular component: ubiquitin ligase complex; cytoplasm.
AUGGGUAAAGAGGAAACAAACAGAUUCCCAAACCUCGACUCCUUCUACUUUUCCGGCAAGCGAAAUAUCCCCGAUGUCAUUGAUCUUUCCGAUGAAGACGAUGACGACGACAUUAAAAUAAUCAAUUUAAUUCCCAACAAUACCUAUUUGGGAACACGUAAAAGAAACAGCAACUUUGAAGGAGAGUGUUCAUAUUCAAAAGGCGGGUGGUUUUUUUGCAAACUCUGUAUGGAUAAUAAAACGAUGGGGGACGCUUUCUACAUCAAUGGUUGCACCGACGCUUAUUGCUCUGAUUGUGUGGCGAAGUACAUCCGUUCAAAACUUGACGAUAACAUUAUUAACAUUCGGUGUCCAUCAUUCUGGUGUGAAUCAGGUACGUUAGAAACAGGGUUUUGCCGUUCGAUUCUUCCAACUGAGGAUUUUAAACGAUGGGAUAAGGCGGUGUGCGAGGUUUUGUUCAAUAUUACGGAGAAAUUCUAUUGUCCCUUUGUAGACUGUUCUGCUCUUUUGAUCAAUGAUGGAACGGAGCCUGUUAGGAAUUUAGAAUGUCCUAAUUGUAAUAGGAUGCUCUGUGGACUGUGUAAGGUUCGAUCUCAUGAAGGAUUCGGAUGCAGCGAGUUCGAGAAACUGAAGAGGGACGAUAAGGGGAAAGCUGUUAUACUGGCUAACAUUGCGGAAGAUAUGAGGUGGAGACAAUGUCCCAAGUGCAGUGAGUAUGUUGCCAAAUCUGGGGGCUGCAACAUCAUGACAUGCAGGUUUCUUUCUAGUUAA